CGACAUUGUUGUUACACUUGGUUACUCUACAGUAGAGACAAAUUGUGCAAUAUUUUAUUUUUAUAACCUGGGUUUAAGUAGGAUUUUUUUUGUACUUCUAUAGUGAAUUAUUCGAUACAUUACUAGCAACUAAUUAGUGAAAAGCAUUACGUCAUUGAAAAGUUCAAUGGUAUCAUUUAGUUUGAGAAGCGCGUGAACAGACUCGCCGUGGAUUUAAUAGUAAUUAAAUUAUUUAUUGAAUAUGUUCUAAUCUUUAUUGAUAUUAUUAACCAUAUUAACAUAAACAAAUAAAAAUCUCGUCACAGCAACUGGCGAUUAUAAUCAUGUAUAGUUUGGUUUUUGUGAAAAAUGGAAUAUUUACCUUCUAAAGGAACAUCAGCAUCAUGGAUCAAAGUACGAUAUAUUCAGAUGGUUUUACUGUUUUUCCUUAUGGCCGCAUCAUACGCUAUAAGAACAAUCCUUUCUGUAGCUAUUGUGGCUAUGACAACUCCAAAUACCUCAACUAAUAGCAAUAUUCCUACCUUUGACUGGAAAAAGACUGAUGGAGUAGUCCUCUCCUCCUUCUACUGGAGCUACGCAGUUUUACAAUUUUUCGCAGGACCUAUUGCUCACACGUUUUCGCCUAAAUUAAUUCUAAUUAUAGCCAUGUUAGUCAACGCUGGAACAUGUCUACUAAUUCCUAUCUUUAGUGUUUAUUUGGGGAUAAGCGGAAUUAUUGCAUGUAGAGUUAUACAAGGUAUUGCCCAAGGAUUCAUAAUACCUUUGACACAUAAUAUGCUGGGAAAAUGGGCACCUACCGAAGAAAGAUCUUGGAUUAAUACCUCAGUAUAUUCUGGUUGUAGUUUUGGUACAAUAAUAUCUAUGCCAAUCACAGGCUACCUAUCAUCAUCCAGUCUAGGUUGGCCUGCUUCAUUUUAUUUCUUCGGAAUCUUAGGAAUGGUCUGGAUUAUAUUCUGGAUAAUUUUUGGUGCCGAUAAGCCAGCAACACAUAAAAGCAUCAGUUUAGAAGAACAAAAGUAUAUUGAGGGUUCCUUGGGGCAAGAAGAAGAUGACACGUUGAUGGUAAGAAGAAUAGGAGUUAUUAGUAAUAUAACUAUAAUAGUAAUAAACUCAUUUAAGAAUAAAAAUGUUCCUUGGAAAGCAAUAUUCACUUCGUUACCAUACUGGGCAGUUAUCAUGGGAGCAAUAGGAGAAUCAUGGGGUGGUACGUUUUUGAUCACGGAAAUUCCGUCCUACCUUGGGAAAGUUACCGAUAUUGAUAUUGAAAAGAAUAGUUUAUAUUCCUCAGCACCAUAUGUAGUUGCAGCAGUUUUAACACUUUUCUAUGGUCCUCUGGCAGACUAUCUUAUCCUGAAACAAAUUACUUCUAGAAAAACUUCCAGAAGGUUAUUUCAUGGUAUUGGAGCUUUCCUGCCCGCUGCAGCCCUAAUAUGGCUGGCCUAUGAGGAGAACCCAGUGGGAAUCGCAAUUUUGCUUAUUGUGGCUAUAAGUUUGAACGGGGCCAUGUUCUGCGGACAUAACGUAAACCAUAUUGAUAUAUCACCCCGAUUUUCCGGCGUCCUCUUUGGGAUUUCUAACGGAAUCGGACAGAGCCUGGCGAUAUUGGCGCCCAUCUUAGUUGAAUACGUUGUCUAUGACAAGACUGAUAAAUCCUUAUGGAGGACAAUGUUUAUCAUCGCUGCGAUGAUUUACGCUGCUACAGCUCUAUUUUUUAUAAUCUACUUAUCUGCCGAAAGACAAUGGUGGGAUUCCGCAUCCAACGUUAAAAUGAGGGACUUAGAAGCAAGAGAUUUAGAAAAAUCUCAUCAUUUGGUAACGAGUGAAGAGUUAUAAUAAAUGAUUGCUUAUAUGCGUUUUUAUAUUUUUAAUUUAUAUCAUAGAAUUAAAUUAUUAUAGUAAAUAAAAA
Messenger RNA from Anthonomus grandis grandis, 1906 nucleotides. RefSeq names its product putative inorganic phosphate cotransporter. Gene Ontology annotation, biological process: monoatomic anion transport; transmembrane transport. Bases 349 to 1833 code for a protein of 494 amino acids. NCBI's taxonomy places the organism in Eukaryota, Metazoa, Arthropoda, Insecta, Coleoptera, Curculionidae. Gene Ontology annotation, molecular function: transmembrane transporter activity. The record is from RefSeq and is a predicted model, not a curated record. Gene Ontology annotation, cellular component: plasma membrane. The transcript has 7 exons.